Molecule: messenger RNA, 5402 nt
Organism: Cheilinus undulatus (humphead wrasse)
Lineage: Eukaryota; Metazoa; Chordata; Actinopteri; Labriformes; Labridae
Gene: cd34
Exons: 8
Coding region: 141-1109 (322 amino acids)
Biological process (GO): cell adhesion
Cellular component (GO): membrane
Source: RefSeq, a predicted model, not a curated record
GCUUUAUCCUGCUCGUCUGUCCCGCUCACUUAGACCUCACAGGAAACUCCUUACUCCCCCAGCCCUCACAUACACUUUUUUUUUUUUUUUUUUAACUCUCACACACAGUCCCGCCGGCUUGCUGAGUUUGACCAGAGAGGAUGGCUGCGCACAUGUGGAGAAUGAAUGGGCUCUGGGGAAGGAUGGCUGGAGUCCUGGUGCUCUGCGCUCUGUUGCUCAGCAAUGGUGUUAUAUGUCAAGAUGAUGCACCUGAUGCCACAGAUGCCCCUGCAAGUGAUCCAGCUGUAGACCCUGCUGCAACGGACGCUUCAGCCGCCAGUGCAGCCCCAGAUGCCUCAGCUGCCCCGGAUGCAGGUGCCGCUGCGACUGAUGCUGCAGAUUCUGCUGCUUCUGCUGCUCCUGGAGGUAGCAGGUUCCCCGCGACUGUUAUCAACUUUGUGAUUGGCAGUGGUGGUCCCUCAGGGACUGAUGCUCCUGCCACUGUCGCACCUCCAGAAGAGCCCGUUGUUGUCAAAGCAGUUGUGCCUGAAGUGAAGUGUGUUGGAAAAGAUGACAUCCCAGAAAGUGCCAUCAAGGUUUCAGUGCUAACAACUGACUGUGAAGCCACUAAACGCAUCAUUCAGGAGAAUCCUGCAGGCUGGUGCACCAAGGAAAACUGUAAUCUAGAAAUCUCUCAGGAUGGCAACACAAUAAAAGUGGCCAGUGAUGAUGCUAAGUUGAGUACUUUGGCUGAUGCUGUCCAGAGUGCUGCUUUGAAAGAAAAGCUGGGUGUGACAAAAGUUGAGACCCCGUCUUCAUCGGGUUCCUCUGUCUUAGUGGGGACCCUGGUCAGUGGUCUGCUUGCUGCCUUAGGAAUCACUGUUGGUUAUUUCAAAUGCCCACGCAAGGCCGACGCCAAGGUAGUGAGGCUGGCAGAGGAAGCCUAUCCAGCUGAUCAGGAGAACCAGGGGAACACUCUGGUAUCUGUGGCCCCCCUGAACCCCCCUCCAGAGACCACAGACAAACCCAGCGUUAACGGAGAGUCUCCUGAGGCGGCCAAGACCGAGCCUUCUCCUCCUCCCACCAACGGCACCUCCACCACUGCCAAGACGGCAGACACCGAGCUGUGAAAUAGUCUCCAAAUAACUUCAGCCCAGGAACUACCCCUACAAACACACCCAUCCAUCCAAACACAUACAUACCCACACUCAUAUGCAGCCCCCUUUUUCUGAAUCCACUCCUGCCCAAACCCACAGACUCCAGUGAACUUCAGGGACCAGAGCUAUCUUUUAAAUCAAUGCUGCUCUUAUUACAACCCCAUUAUUGCCUCCUCCUUUGGCGUUGUGCCUCAAUUAACAUCAGGAGAAGUAGUCUGACGAUUAUGGCACUGACAGUGAUGAAUGAUGUUGGUGAUGACGAAGGCUCGGUCCCUGGGUUGUUGAGGAACAGGAGAUGGGCAGCUCUGGGUGGGAAAAGAGUUAGCAUUAAUCAGCACUGGUUCCAGUGAUGACUGCAGAUAUGUCUCUGCACGUCAUCUGGUUUUAAAGCUCCAGUAAAUCCUCCACUAGUUAAUACAGAACAAGCACAUAAAGUAAAUAGCUUCUUGUAAGGCCUAGAUAGACAGGAAAUAAAUCACACUGCCUUGAAUCUGUUUACAAAGCUUCUCAGAGAGAAAAUCCAUUGGGCUCUGGUUUGUCUGAUUGAGUCAUAGACUGUACAUAAGGAGUGGAUGUAGCCUGUUUCAACCUGCAGCCAGCAGGGGGAGACGUCACUGGUUGCAAAGGAGAACACUGAUCAACCAAAAAUGGAUGUUAAAAAGUGUUGAUUUUUGAGUAGCUGCAAAUAAGAGUAUUUUGGCUAGGAUAUGAACAUGGUGCUUUUUGAAUUAGAAACACCGCAGGUUAUAGAUAAUCUUGACCCAAUAACGCUACAUAAUAGACUUGUUGCUUUUCAAAUUUUUUGCUUAUUCGUAACUGGAUAUUGAGCUGUAAGAUGCCAUCAUAUAUAGUGACCUAUUUAGUUUCUGUUAUAUAAUACAGCCUCCAAACCUGAAGCAUUAUUUGUUUUCAGAGGUCAUGAAUGCCUUGGGGAAACAGGGGGAGUACUUGAGUAUAGAAUUAUUACCUCAAUCAUCACUUUAUGAUCUCAGUCACUAAUUUAAAGUCUUUCUCCAUUAAACAUGGUGCUAGUUUUCUAUAAUAUCUUCUCUUUUGAAGUAUAAUAGAUGAUAAACAAAGGGCAGUGGUUCUUAACUGACCCGCUACCUCUUUAAUGGGAAAUCAGGACCUAAAUUUCCAGAAAUGUUCUGUCUCUUUAAUUUAUUCAAUGGAAAAUGCUCUUUGGACUUUAGAUGAAUAAAUCAGGACUCAACAAAGAGACAGGACAAAACAAACAUUUUAAAAGUGCAUCACUACAGCAGCCCUGAGAGGACAUGCAUGCAUGUAUUUCAUUUUACUCAAAUUUCCAGCGAUUAUAUUUAAAUUGUGGUUAUUUCUCUGACAUCUCCAGGAAAAUCACACCAUUAUUAUGGGAAAAAGCAGCUUUGUUAUCUCAGGAUGUUUUUACACCUCUAGUUCGUUUGAUCUGGUCUGAAUUAAGGACCAAUUUGUUACAUUGUUGCAUAUGACAUCAGCUUCAGUCCAUGUUCACAUGAAAGCAUUUAGAGGCAGACAAAAACCUGCGAUGAGUGAGGAAAACACUGUCUGAUUGGUCCGUUUCCGAGUACACCUAUUCUGACACUUCAGACUUAGAUAGAUACAUUUGAAAUAAAUAUUUCAGUCACAGUUUAAUCUUGCAUAAAUAAAUGAAAAAUUCAGUGAAGGGUGGACUUUGUGAAAUACUUUGUAAUAAAACAAUCUUAAUUAUCAUGAUAAUGUUACCUAAAUACAUAUUUUGCACUUACUUAAACACAUCCUUGGAUCAGUGAAUGAUUUCACACUGGCUACAUCCACUUCUUAUAUACUGUUAUUAGAUUUGAGUUACUGAUGUGUGUGUGUGUGUGUGUGUGUGUGUGUGAAUGCAUGCUGCUUUAGAUGCUGCAUGUGUGUAUGCUUGCCUCUGUACUGUGCAUGGACGGCGUGUAUAUCCUCACAUUUUAUCUCGCUUACUGUACGUAUGCGUGGUCAUUUGUAAGUGGUAGACGAUGAUCUACAUAAUGUGAGUGACUGAUGAGUCUGAUUGUGCAUGUAACAUAAGCCAUGAAAAGUGUAGAAUUCUUGUAAAAUAUGUCGACAAAGUGACAGCUCCCUACGGUGAGGAGGGAGGAGUGUUGAAGUCUGACUGACACCGUUUUGUCUGUUUUAUCAUCUUAUCACUGCAAACACAAAGCUGGCAGGCCUCCUCACAGUCGCUACUGAAAACCAUGCGACUGACUGUGAGAGCAACAGACUCCUAAAGGCCUUAGACGGAUCCAUCCAUUUGUCAGUGUUAUUCUUUUUUCUAUAUACUGUAUAAGCUCUUUUUACCAUUGCUAUUCUUCUAUUGAACAGUGUGUAUAGGUUUUUUCAGUAUUUUUAAUAAGUGUAUUUACUCUUUGUGCCAAAGAUUUCAAAGUUCAUGUCCUCUCAAAAUAGCCUUUAACUGUUCUGCUCAAGGUCAAAAACAUUGAUUGUAUAUUAAUACGGACAGUGCUUCCCCAUCUCCUUUUAUUGUACAGAACUGAAGCCAAUAUAGCUCCAGAAUGGGCCACACCCCUUUUGCAAACACAAGUAUGCAUUUAAGCCCCCGAUAAUACAUCAUAGAUCCCUCGAGUCUUCAGGAAGGAAAAAUCAUGUGUCCAUUUGAAUCAGACAGGAAACUUAUGACUGUAUUUUUAGCUUUGUUGUGUUUUCUUUUGCCUUUUCUCCUCUAUUCUGCUGAUAGAAAUACUGUAAGGAGCCGCAUUUGUCAACAAAUCAGCAUGGUAGACCAUCAUGAACGCAUCUUAGUUUGACAAAAAUAGUUUUUUAUACCAUUUGUUUACAUCUAGGAAGCGCGGUUUAUGACCUGUACUGCAGCAAACCAGCAGGGGGAGCUCUAAAUCUUUUGGCUUCACUACCAGGCAGCUGUCACUUCAUCCAUCUUAAUAUACAGUCAUUAAGAAAUAUGCUAGAAAGGAGAGUUAAGUUGCUUAGAUGAGACAUUUUUUUAAUUGACUGGAUGUGAAAGAUUUUUUUUUUCUUCAUUCUGGCACUUAAACUGGAAAUUUCAUCUUCAUUUAAACAGUUUAUCUUAACACUUAAAAGCUAUCUCCAAUCCUGCUUCUACUGUAGAAUGAUGGGGAAACCCUAAAGCUCACUCCAUGUUAGAUUAUUUAUGGCCCGAUUUGCACCCCACCGACUGAUUAUUUGUCAAAUAAUCCUCGAGUAGAGGUGUUAAUGAUUUUUUUUUCCGUCGUUCCAACUAAGUCUUCUUCAAAUUAAAUCAUAAGAGUCAAACAUGUUUGACAACUACGAUCCCAGAUCAGGCUGCGUUCGAUGGCAUACCUGCAACAGCCAAUGAGAGCAUGGUAGCAGAUAUCAACACAACUAUACUCAAGGCCAAGUAGAAUAUUGUUAAAGAAAACAAGCUUGUGUGAUGAUAACAUACGUGCCUUUCCAGUGUCUCAAGAUAUUGUAGAUUUGUUUUUCUUCUGCCGUCUUGUUUGAUCUUACUGUGGAAUCUCCACUGUGAAACUGUUACUACAAACAGCAGGGGUGUGGUCUCGUGGUCUGGUCAGAUCAUCUAGUACAGUUGUUCUUAACUGGUCCACAGGUGAAUCAUGAUCCAAAUUUCUUAAAUUUUUAUAUCAUAGACAAUAUUUUUAUGAAAAAUUUGAUUUGGACUUGAAAUGGAACAAAAGAUGUAAUUGAAGGAGACGUGUCCUUCAAAGUAAAAGUUCGUCAUAGGCAUUUUGCUGCAUUUUGUUUCUGCCUAUGGUCUCCCACCCUUAAGAUUUGAAAAUUGUCUAGUCAGCCUAUGAGGACAUAAAUUCUCACAUCCUAUUUUACUUAUUUUUCUGUGAUACAAAUCAUGUUUAUUUUCUAAAUAGCCUGACUUAUUUAUCUCAGUCUCAGAAUAAAGAUGCUUGUUUCUUAUUAUAAGGAGUCCAUUUCAGUUGUUGACUCGAGAUCUUGAGAAAUGUACUGACAAAACCAGUGUAAUCCCAAGAUAUGAUGGAUAGGCUGUGAUUUAAAGAAAAGACUAAAAAUAUUUUUUAUCACAGGAAAAUUUAGUAGUAUAAAUGUGGGCUUUUGUAAAUUGAUCCACAAAGGAAACUGCCAUGUUUUUAUUAGAGUGAGGGAAAUGUUCUGAUAAUAAAUGUGCUGUCUCGCAUUGAUUUCUCCUUUCAGUCUAUUGUGUAUAAUUUCAUUGCUAACAUUCCAAUGUGAUGGUUUCAUUUUACUAGCACCCUGUCAUUUGAAUUGGAUUUAACAUGAAGAAAUAAAGAAAUAACUUUUUAUGAA